Molecule: messenger RNA, 1315 nt
Organism: Xenopus laevis (African clawed frog)
Lineage: Eukaryota; Metazoa; Chordata; Amphibia; Anura; Pipidae
Exons: 10
Coding region: 233-1315 (360 amino acids)
Source: RefSeq, a predicted model, not a curated record
CAGUUGUGGCCAGUGUGUUAAGAUUUUGGGAAAAUUUGUGGAACAGCAAUGGCGCUAGUGAUCGUAAAUGACCCCUACUGGCCUCAUUUUUGUGUUGUUUAAUAGCUUUCUGUCAUUUAAAUGAGUCGGUAGAAGAUGAAAUCUGCUGUGUAAUAUUCAUACCAUUAACAAGGGGUCGUCUUAUUUUCUUUCAGACGAAAAUGUUAAAAACGGAUGCUGUGACUCAGAACGGAUGUCUCGAAUAAUUCGAUUUCUACCAUUUGAUACUUCGAGAAUGUCCCCUACAAUGUCUGAUAGAAGAUACAGCCUUGGAAAUCUUUCCCCACUUACCAGCAAUAAUCAGACGCGCGCAUGUUUAAAGAAUCGAAAAAACAGAAGAAUAAGUUUAGCCUCCUAUUCCCAAACCUUAAAAGUGGACAAUGAGAUCAAUAAAGAAAUGGAUCCUACUGCUGAAACGAAACCGAAACCUCUAUCAGAAAUGAGCACGGAGGAACUCUGCCACUGGUUUCUGAGCCUUGGGUUGGACAAAUGCAUUCCUCGAAUUAAAGAUGCAAGUUUAAAAGGCCAUCACCUGUAUGACGUUGACCAAAGUCUACUUGAUGUUCUACAAAUAAAAGCCACAGAAGAAAAGGAAACGUUGCUCUCCGCUGUGUACAAAGAACUUCAUCCACCUGAUGCUAUCAGCCAGAAGAUAGAUGAAUUAUUAUACUCAUUGGGUCCAUGUGACAUUACCUAUGUUACUGCGGCUUUGCUAAAUCUCAACACCAAAAAUCUGGUUGUGAGCGGAAAUGAUACUUGCCAAACCAUAAUUGAUCUCUGUGAAACAGAAGAUAUGCCCGAAAGAUGUGAGCCAGUGAAUGUUACAGUAAAAGGUUUUGAAAAGAAACUGCGAAUGAAAGUUCCCAGAGAAACAAAAAUUGCAAAAAUAAUGGAUACCUGCAUAACAAUCCUUGGCAUCAGUGACGAUAGACAGGCUUUAUUCUUUCGACAUGGACAUAGUAGUGUCUCACAAGAUUUAUCUGAAAAUAUUGAUAUUGGGGAACUGCAGAAUGGUCAACUGAAACAUAUUAUACUCCAUCUUUAUAAAAAGGAAGACAAAUGUAUACCAGAAAAUGAGUCCAAAAAUGAUAUGGCCCAUGAAGGUCAGUCUGAAGAAUAUGUUCCCCCUUUAAAUGAUAUGAAGGACAAGAUAAAGCAUCUGGAGGACGACCUUGGGGAGAAAAAAGAAACCAUUGCAAGACUUCAUAGAAACUUAGCAUCACUGAGGAAUUUUCACCAGAAGGCAAGUUCUACAUCAAAACGAGAAAAAAAAUGA